AUGUCGCUGCGGACGCUCCAGGAACGCCUCGUGCAGCUGCAAGAGACGACUUCCCAAAUACGGACCCUGAUCGACCGACUGGGCAACCUGAAGCUGCAGCCGGGGUCUGUCCCUCUCGGGGACGAGUCCGACAGCCAUUACGACGACGGCAACGUGGUCGCUGAGCUGGGCGUCGAGAUCACCCAGGGCCUCCGUGACGCCGAGGAGGAAUUAGACCUCCUCCGCGAAGAGGUAGCGGACCUCAAGCCCGGUCGCGAUGGCAGUGAGGCCCAGAAGGACAGGAACCGCCUGCGCGAAUCGGCGGACAGGCUGGGUGCCGAACUCAAGCGAUGCCGAAUUUCUUUCCGCAAGGCGCAGCUCUCAGCACGUCAAGGUUUAGCGGCAGCCCAACGAGCCGAGCGGGCCAUGCUCGUCGCAUCAUAUGCCGCUCCGCCGCCUCCGAGCCGCUCCGACGCAUCGUCUCCAGCCCUGUACCAACAGGACGGACAGCAACAGCAGCAGCAGCCGCCGCCGCCGCCGCCACGACGACGACACCACCAGCAAAAAUCAACCGUCGGCAACGAUCCACAGGACCGAGUUGUCGGCGCCGCGCACAACGUAACAUCGUCCCUCCGCAGGACCCACGACCUGAUGGCUGCGGAGCUGGCGCGGUCGGCAUACGCUGCGCAGGCGCUGGCGGAGAGCACGGCGGCCAUGCGAGAGCUUGACCAGCGGUACUCUGGGCUCGACGGCAUGCUCGCGGCGUCGAGGGACUUGCUGGGCACGCUGCUCAGGUCGCAAAAGUCGGACACGUGGUACCUCCAGACGGCGCUCUACAUGCUGCUGGCCACGGCCGCCUGGCUCGUCUUCCGGAGGCUGCUCUACGGACCCAUGUGGUGGUUCGUCUGGCUCCCGCUGAGGCUGCUCGGCAUAGGCGUCGGUAGUGGCGCGUCCCUCGUCAGCAAGGGUCUGGGCGGCUCCGGAGCGAGCAUGGAGGUCGCGGGCACGGCUGGGAGUGCGACUGUGGUUGACAUGGGGGGCGCGGAAAGUGUGCCGACCGCUCGCGUGGGAGGGGUCGAAGAUGUUGGUCAGAAGGAAGGUUCAGAUCCGGGGUCGGAAUCUGAAAAGGUUGGUAAGAUUAUUGAUGAGGCCAAGGCCGACUCCGAGAGGGCUACCGACAAAAGUGUCAAAGGUCAAGACGUCCACGACGAGUCGGCAUCCGAUAUGAACCCCAAGAAGCGGAUGUGGGAGGAGCCAGAGGCGGCAGCAAAGCAGGCGGCCUCUUCUGCCGGCGAUGAGGAUAAGGCGGGCGAGAGGGUGAAGGAUGAAUUAUAG
This is a messenger RNA of Pyricularia pennisetigena, 1314 nucleotides long. RefSeq lists its product as uncharacterized. The record is from RefSeq and is a predicted model, not a curated record. Gene Ontology annotation, biological process: retrograde vesicle-mediated transport, Golgi to endoplasmic reticulum. The coding region runs from base 1 to 1314 and encodes 437 amino acids. NCBI's taxonomy places the organism in Eukaryota, Fungi, Ascomycota, Sordariomycetes, Magnaporthales, Pyriculariaceae. Gene Ontology annotation, molecular function: SNAP receptor activity. The transcript has 2 exons. Gene Ontology annotation, cellular component: SNARE complex; endoplasmic reticulum.